Molecule: messenger RNA, 1970 nt
Organism: Diprion similis
Lineage: Eukaryota; Metazoa; Arthropoda; Insecta; Hymenoptera; Diprionidae
Gene: Daao2
Product: D-aspartate oxidase
Exons: 7
Coding region: 78-1106 (342 amino acids)
Molecular function (GO): D-amino-acid oxidase activity; FAD binding
Source: RefSeq, a predicted model, not a curated record
GAAAUACCGGCUCAAUCGGGAACCCGUCUUGGAAUAUUUCACUUGCUUGCGUGCCCUCGGUCCAGUCGAGUUCAGAAAUGAAUAUCGCGGUUAUUGGUGCAGGUGUCGUUGGAGCCUCGACUUCUCUCGCCAUUCAGGAAGCAUUUCCGUUCUCGCGGGUCACCGUCUUCGCCGACGCGUUUUCACCCCAGACGACCGGUGACGGAAGUGCGGGACUCUGGACUCCCUAUCUCUUGGGAAACACUCCCGCCGAAGACGUCUUGCGAUGGUCUGGAGAAACUUACCACUGGAUGUUGAGUAUUUGGAAAAGCGAGUCGGCGGGAGACGCCGGGGUUUCUCUUAUUCCGAUUACCAGGGUGACCAGCGAUAUUCAAGGCUUUCCCGAGCAGGCUUGGACAUCUACGGUUUUUGGCUCUCACAGAAUGUCCAUCGACGAUUUAAGGAGACUGAACGAGGAGCAAACUGCUGAGUAUACAGGAGGAUGGCAAUUCAUGACUUUCACUGCAGAACCAACGCGCCUUAUACCUUGGAUUUUGGAAAAAUUUAAAUCACUAGGUGGAAAUAUUGUGAAAAGAAAAAUUCUGCAGCUUGAUGAAUUAGUUGACGAAAGUUUUGACCUGUUGGUCAACUGCACCGGACUUGGAGCUCGUGAUCUGAUUGGAGACGCGACUAUGCAACCUGUUCGAGGGCAGGUAUCCAGGGUUGAGGCUUCCUGGGCGUUUCAUGUAUUCCUUGUUGAAGACGAUUCCGGAAACUACGUAAUUCCAAAUAUUGAAAGCGUGGUUCUCGGCGGUACCCAUCAGGAAAAUGAUUAUGACUGCAGGAUUCGACAGGAAGACGAAAAGUUCAUUCACGAGGGAUGCAAUAAAUUGCUCCCAGCUUUACGGGGGUGUAAAAUCAUAAAGCGAUGGGUCGGUCUUCGUCCUGGCAGAUCUCGAGUACGAUUAGAAACAGAAAGAAGAGAAGCAGAGAACGGGAAGAAAUUCACGGUCAUUCAUAAUUAUGGACAUGGUGGAAGUGGAGUUACUUUAUGCCGGGGUUGCGCACUCGACGUAGUGAGAAUCAUGCGGGGUUUGAAGUCCGAUAAGAAUCUCUCCAAAUUAUAAAGAAAAGUUUAUAAUUAAACUGUUAGUCGUGCUCGAGUAGAAUAUCUAUACCUAAUACUAUUUUCACUUCUUAUUUAAACUUGUUUAUUUAAAACCAGCAUCGAUCAAUGUCUCGCCGAUUAUACUUUGCCUUGAAAAUGUUAAAGAUGACCUGGCAGAAUGAAAAGUGAGGAAGUAGGAUGAUGGGUGCCAUUCAUAAUCCCUAAGCUUUCCUUUCACUCACCAUCGUAAGGUGGAAAAUCGAAGUUUCAAUGGUGAAAUUAUUUAGCGCCGGUAUCAGAUUCUCACGAUAAACGUGAUUGUUUGUUAAUAUAUUAUUACACAGAGCACGCAGAGUUUCUGGUGCAGCGGAUCGCCACCCCCGGUAAUAAAUCUACAAUUUAAUUAUAUCUUCGUGGGUGUAUCUAUAAACAAAAUCUAUAUAGUUACACAAAUCGUAUAAGUAACUGCACAUCAAUCUCGACCCUCGUCCUGCCGACAUUACACAGGCAUAUAUUUCAUAGUCAAAUGCGCUUUCGAAUAGGUACGAGUUGGCUUUGCUUUAAUACUAUUUGUGUACGUAUAAGCUUUCGGAUGCAAUGCAUUUAACAUUAAUACCGACUGUCGUGGAGCUUCCGUGACAGUCUGCACUGUCCAUAAUACCCAUAGCGUUAUAUAUGUAUAUAUGUAUACCUAUACAUAUACGUAUAAGAUAUUAUAUGCAUAGCCUUUUCGUGACUUACGUACUUGACGCGCAAAAAAUAUUCGGCCUAAUUUCUUGCUGCCGCCAGUUUAAUAAUCGUUGCGGGUAUUAUUAUGGAAAAUUAUACAUUAGCUUUAUUAUUUAACGAAAAUCCUGCGUAGCGAACUUGUUUUGAUGAUAUU